AUGAAAGGGGAAAAGUUGGACAUGCGCAACUUUCACGAAAGAGGUCCGCUAGAAAUGAAGACAGAAUAUAGAGGAAGCGUGAGACAUGACCUUGAUGACGAGAGCUCCGGCGUCCUCGAAUCUCUAAAGUACGAUCCAGGUCUUAAUUCUUUGGUUCUAAUUGGAACUCAAGUAGAGAGACUAACGAGACAUGACCUUGAUGACGAGAGCUCCGGCGUCCUCGAAUCUCUAAAGUACGAUCCAGGUCUUAAUUCUUUGGUUCUAAUUGGAACUCAAGUAGAGAGACUAACGCCAGGGGACACCCAGUCAGGAGCGCCAUCAGUGUCAAGAUUCUGGGUCAAGUAA
Cooperia oncophora is the source of this 345-nucleotide messenger RNA. The record is from the annotation of a GenBank genome assembly. NCBI's taxonomy places the organism in Eukaryota, Metazoa, Nematoda, Chromadorea, Rhabditida, Trichostrongylidae.